AUGGACAACGAUUUAAAUCGGUCCGUGCGUCUCCUAGAAGAUGCUCUAUCCACCCCCAGCCGAGGCCUAUUCAAAAAAUCCCUAUCUCAACAUUUCAACGAGUCGAAAGAUCUUACUUUAAUGCUUGCACCCCACGAAUUACAAAAGCUCAAAAGCGAUCACUAUCUAUACAACGAAACUAUGGCCGAUUUACUGCAUGGAGAUACUACCUUAACGGGGAGUGUUAUACAGAAUGAGGCUCCAUGGAAAGGCACAGUCGAUAAUUUGUAUAUGGAGUUUUUCGAGGCACUCCAAGGAGAUUCAGCAAGUAAAGAUGUUCUGGAAAUAUUAGCAGAGCUGGCACGUUGUUGCUCAGACACAUUGAAAGUUGUGCGAAGUCUUCAUUCUAAAGUUGCUCUAAGUAGUAUAGAUGAAGAGAAUUGGCUUGAAAAAGAAAGGGACACUUGGAAACUGUUGUAUAUUUUAUAUCAAGAUAGGUUCAUGGCCCAAAACUUGGUAGAUGAAGAUAUGCCAAUACAGUAUUUUGGAAAAUCUGAGAAAAAUUGUAUGGAAAGCUUAUUCAAAAGGGAAAGCUUAGUCAGAGAAUGCCAGCUAGUUAUUGAUUGGCUAGAAUCACAAACUUGUGAAAAAGAUGACAAAGUUCUACAUUUUUCGGAUUCAACAGUCGGCUGGGAAAAUACACUGCACCAAUUACAGUCUUCUGAUACUAUUGCUUUUGGUAGUUCAAGACAAAUAGUCUAUAAAUUAGACCCAGAUGCUCCACACUAUCAAAAAAAGCCACUUCAUGAUUUGGAUAACGAUGAUGAACAAAGACUGAACAGGCAUCUUUUCGAACAAAUAAGAUAUGGGAAACUAGAAGAGGCUGAAAAAUUGGCAAGGCAAUGUGGGCAUGGAUGGAAAGCUGCUAUUUUGGAAGGAUGGCGUUUAUUUCACAAUCCAAAUAUCAAGGAAGAGACUGAUAAUGAGGUUGAUGAUGGUUAUGAAGAGAUGGAAUUAAAUGAAUUGAAAGAUAUUGAAGGGAAUAGUAACAGAGAUGCUUGGAAAAUAAUGGCGAUUAGAUACUGUAAACAGGACUGGAUAAGUAAAUACGAAAAAGCUUCCAUAGGCGUUUUUUGUGGUUACAUAAACUCCAUUUUACCUGUAUGUAACACAUGGGAAGAUUUUCUAUGGGCCUAUAUGAAAUGCAUGGUCGAUAUUAGAGUAGAAUCAGAAAUAAGAGACUGUUGUACAAAAGACAAUGGAUAUUUACCUCUUCCUGAUGAAUAUUGGAUACAAAGAACGUCAUUAAAUGAUGUUUUUACAACCCUGGAAUCGUCUAAAAAUAAAACGGUGCGUGAACAAGCCAAAGAACGCGAACGUAUCAUCCAGAAAUAUAUAAUUCUGGAUGAAAUACCGGCUCUUUUAAGGGAUUUAGAAGAAUGGGUUGAAGGAACUAAUGUUUCCACUCAGUUUCUGAGAUUCGCAGCCCAUUUGGUGUUAUUUCUUGACCAGAUCGGGCAAGGACACAAACAAGUUGGAAUAGAAAAAGUUAUUGAAGCUUAUAUAAAACGUUUAAUGCAAAUGAAAGAGACACAGUUAAUUGCUUUUUAUGUAAACAAACUGAGCCCUAGCAAGCAAGUGCACAUGUACGCCCAAUAUUUAGAAAAUAUAAUCGAUUAUGAAGAAAGAAAAAUAUCUUUGGAAUAUGCCGAUGAAUGUGGUUUGGAUGUCAUGAGUGUGGCCAGACAAGUUGUGGAAAAUAUAAGAAAAAGACCGGAGGAGGUGGACAAAUCUGGAAAUCUACAGCAAAAAAUAACGGAGACAGACAAAUUCAAAAUAUCAGCUAUAGAUUGGUUAAUAUUCUAUGAAAGUCAACGUAUCGAAGCUUUAGCACAAACCAAUGCCAUUAUUUUCAAUUUCUUAACAGUAGGAAAAUUAGAUGCUGCACAAUUGGCUUUCAAUAAAAUUCCUAGCGAUUCUGUCAAAACUAUUCAGUCAGAGAUUUCAGAAAGCAAUGAAGAGUUAAACCUAAUAGUAAAAGAAUACUUAAGUUACAAGGCCUAUUUAGAAGCUUACGAAACAUUUAACGAAUGGUUUAAACAAAUUAAAAACAAACCAAGCGAGCCAGAAAAAUUACCUGAAACCGCCCAUUUUCCGGAAAAAGUCGCACAUGAACAUAGGGUAUCCCAAUUUAAAGCUGAACUCGAAAGAUGGAAAUUAACAACUAAUCAUUUAGCUAAGUCUGCCAAAGGGCAUUUAUACAAUGUAUUACUCUUUCCUGAUGGUUGGUUAUCAGGAACAAAAGAUGCAGAGAGCUUAAGAAAAGUGAUACUACCUGAAGUCACUUUGUUGCUAUACUCAGUAUUAUCUGAGACAAAACUAUAUCAAGAAUGUGUUCAGUUAGCUGAUAUUUUAGCUACGGAAGCUCAUGGUCUAUAUAAGGAAUUCACGAAAGAUCAGCUUGGAAGUUUUUUGAUUAAAAUCGGAGAAAGUGCGGCACUAUUGACUGAAAUGGACAAAGACCCAUUUGGUAAUGAAAUAACGGCUUGAGUGGUAUUUUUUACGUUUAUUUUAGUGUUAUUUUUAUAAAUAAAUUAUUACAUUUUGUAAAA
Sitophilus oryzae (rice weevil) is the source of this 2591-nucleotide messenger RNA. It is a transcript of the gene Nup107, whose product is annotated as nuclear pore complex protein Nup107. Gene Ontology annotation, biological process: post-transcriptional tethering of RNA polymerase II gene DNA at nuclear periphery; regulation of DNA-templated transcription; mRNA export from nucleus. The transcript has 12 exons. The record is from RefSeq and is a predicted model, not a curated record. Gene Ontology annotation, cellular component: nuclear pore; nuclear pore outer ring. The coding region runs from base 1 to 2529 and encodes 842 amino acids. Gene Ontology annotation, molecular function: structural constituent of nuclear pore. Lineage: Eukaryota; Metazoa; Arthropoda; Insecta; Coleoptera; Curculionidae.